AUGUCAGCCUCCGAAUCACCUACUGCUACUCCUGACGAUCUUGCACAUACCAAUGCGCCAAUAGCCCACUCACUAACUCCUCCAGACUCCAAAGACCAUGAUGACAAACGAUUACCAACUGACAAAGAAGGCAUCCUGAAGGCAAAACUUGCAACCAAUCCAACUUCCAUUCUUACGUACUUGGAAUUAAUUCAGUAUUACGAAUCUCAAGAAAAUGACAUGCUUCCACAAAUUAGAGAAACGUUUACCAUCUUACAUGAUCGCUUCCCUCUGAUGUCAUUCUUAUGGACCAUCCAAUUGAAGAUGGAACUAUCUAGAGAUGAAUUUACCACCGCUGAAACCAUUCUCUCUAAUUGUCUUGCCGGCGACAGAGAGAACAAUGACCUUUCUCUGUGGGCGACUUAUUUAGAUUAUAUUAGAAGGAAAAAUAACCUGAUUACUGGUGGUCAAGAGGCCCGUGCUACAGUUAUCAAAGCAUUUGAGUUGGUGGUUGAUAAAUGUGCUGUUUGGGAACCUCAAUCUGGUCAAUUUUGGAUUGAUUACUUGGGAUUUUUAGAAAAUUGGAAGCCUGUAAAUAAAUGGGAAGAACAACAAAAGGUUGAUAUGUUAAGGAAAGUUUACAAGACUAUGCUUAGUGUCCCAUUCGAUUCCCUGGAGAGAAUGUGGAAUAAAUAUACUCAAUGGGAGCAAGAUAUUAAUUCAUUAACCGCCAGAAAAUUUAUUGGAGAACUAUCAUCAGAUUAUAUGAAGGCAAGAUCUUUAUUUCAAGAAUGGUCCAAUAUAACCAAAAAUUUAAAACGUGUUAUACCAAUGAGCUUACAAACUGUCAAUAAAAAUAACAUCCCACAAGAAGACACCUAUGAUCCACAACAAUUGCAAAUAUGGUUAAAUUGGAUUAAGUGGGAAUUAGAAAAUAAGUUACAAUUACCUGAGGACCAAUUAAGAUGUAGGAUACUAUAUGUGUAUAAACAAAGUAUUCAAUAUAUGGUUUUUGCUCCAGAAAUAUGGUAUCGUUAUUCCAUGUAUAUAACUGAUUUGUCCGAAAGAGAAAAGGUACUUUCAAUGUCCCUUUUGGCAAACCCUAGUUCACCUACAAUAACAUUCAAGAUGGCAGAAUGCUUUGAAUCCACAAAUCAAAUUGAAAAGAUUCAGUCAUGUUUUGAUAGUUGUACGCACGCAUUGUUACAAAAAUAUCAAUACAUUUCUAAAGAAUAUGAAAAACAAAAUGAACAGUCAACACAACUCAUAACAAAUGAUAUGGUACAAGAUACCAAACGUGAGUUGACCUUUGUUUAUUGCGUUUACAUGAAUACAAUGAAACGAUUAUCAGGUCUUUCAGCAGCACGUUCCAUAUUUGGUAAAUGUCGUAAACUGAAACGAAAAUUAACUCACGAUAUCUAUGUUGAGAAUGCCUAUUUGGAAUUUCAAAAUCAAAAUGAUUAUAAGACGGCUUGUAAAGUACUUGAAUUAGGAUUGAAAUAUUUCCAAACUGAUGGUAUUUACACAAACAAAUAUUUAGAUUUCUUAAUCUUACUUAAUAAAGAUGCUCAAAUCAAGACUCUUUUUGAAACUUCAGUGGAAAAAGUAGAUAAUUUAGAUCAGUUGAAACUAAUCUUUAGAAAGAUGUUAAACUAUGAAUCUAAAUUUGGUAAUUUAAAUAACGUUUAUUCACUAGAAAAGAAAUUCUUAGAGAAAUUCCCUGAUGAAAAUCUAAUCGACGUUUUUACUGAUCGUUAUCAAAUUCAAAAUGAGAAUCUAAUAAAGAGACUAGAGUUAACGUACCUUUACAAUUAUGAAGAUGCAAACAUGAGCAUACUACCAUCUAGUAAAAGGAAAUAUAAUGCUAUAAGUAGUUCUACAAUGGCUGAUAAUGAUAACAAUAACAGUAAUGCUAGAAAACGUAUGAGAUCAAACCAAGAACCAUUAAUUCCAAGUGAAAUUGUAGAGUUGUUAAGUAUCCUUCCAAAAAGACAAUAUUUUAAGAAUGCGUUAUUAAAUUCAAAAAAAUUGCUGAAUUUCUUAGAUAACCAAGUGGAAAUUCCAUCAAGUGAGAAGGAAGAAUCAUAA
Naumovozyma castellii is the source of this 2067-nucleotide messenger RNA. It is a transcript of the gene RNA14, whose product is annotated as cleavage polyadenylation factor subunit RNA14. The record is from RefSeq and is a predicted model, not a curated record. Lineage: Eukaryota; Fungi; Ascomycota; Saccharomycetes; Saccharomycetales; Saccharomycetaceae. Bases 1 to 2067 code for a protein of 688 amino acids. The transcript has a single exon.